AUGUUUGCUGUGAUACGAGAUAGCUACAUCUCUAUGGUGAGCUGGAUAAGCAGCACUCGUCUGACUGUGCGCUGGUUAAACCGCGUCCAGAACCAGUCUGUGCUGUGUGUGUGUGAGGCCACGACCGGAGCCUGCUCAGAGAGGCACCAAAUGGCGAUGGACUUCUGGCACAACAACCAGCGGCAGGAGGAGCCGUUGUUCACGGCAGAUGGUUCUCUGUUUUACCUCAUCCUGCCGGCCAAGCAAGGGGCCCGUGGGGAGUUUCUCCACAUCGCCAGCCUCCCUGCUCAGACUUCCACUCCUUCCAUUUCUCCUCGCUUUCUAACAUCAGGCAACUGGGAUGUAACCUCCCUGUGCGCCCUUGACGAGGAAAACGAUAAAAUCUAUUUUCUGAGUACGGAGGAGUCGCAACAGAGCAGACACUUAUACAGUGUGGAGCUCGGAGGAGUGUUUCAUCGCCAGUGUCUGACAUGCAACCUGUUUGAGCGAUGCAGCGUCUUCAAAGCAGACUUCAGCCCCAAUCAGACAUUCUUUACUCUCUAUUGCUUGGGCCCAGGUGUCCCAAAGGUGACCAUUCACAGCACAAGUGACCCUUCCAGAUACACAGUGGUGGAAGACAACAGCCUCCUCGCUAUGUCUCUUGAAACCAAGAGGCUCUCUGAGACAGUUUUCCAGACGCUUUCCUCUGACAACAGUGACCUAGAUCUAAAGAUGUCCCUGCCUCCUGGGUACGGAGGAAACCUGCAUCCUCUCCUUAUUAUCAUUGACAGUAUUCCCGGGAGGCAGUCGGUAACGGAGGAGUUUGCCCUGGGCUGGCCGGAGGUUUUAUCCAGCCUGCAUGGAGUGGCGCUGGCUUGGAUCGACAGCAGAAGCUGGGUCUCACAGGGACAGAAAGGCAGCAUCCUGGACCCUCGCAAGCUCAGUUCCCUCCGCAUUAAAGAUAAGCUUGGAGUCGUGGAAUGGUUAAUGCAGUUGCCAUACAUUGAUGGGAGAAGAGUCGCUGUUUAUGGAAAGGGACUUGGUGGCUAUUUAGGUUUGAAGAUGCUGACAGCAACCAAUCAGAUGUUCAAAUGUGCUGCUGUCAUGGCUCCCAUCACAGACUUCAAGCUCUAUAGUGCUGCCUUCUCAGAAAGAUAUCUGGGCCUUCCAAAUAAAGAGGAUCAUUCAUACAUGGCUGCAUCUUUGUUGGACAACAUUCACAAGCUAAAGAAUGAAAACUUCCUCCUCAUACACGGGACUGCAGAUGCACGGGUACAUUUCCAACACAGCGCUGAGUUGUUGAGUCGUCUGGUGAAGGUAGAGGCCAACUACAGCCUUCAGCUGUACCCAGACGAAGGCCAUACUUUAAGAGAAGAGCGGAGCAUCCAACACCUCCACCGCACACUCCUUCACUACCUCCACAACUGCCUCGAAUACGACCCCUUCCACAGCAUAGAGGAGGAAGAGGAGGAGGAUGAAGAGGAAGAGUGAUCUCUUCCACUGUGUCCGCUCUCGGUCCUCAGAGGUGCCCAGUACUGGUGGAUGCAUUAAUUCUCCUAAGGAAAAAUGAGCAAAAUGGAGAUCAAGAGGACCGAAUUCACCAGCUAUUUACCAUAAACUCAAUUUUGGAAAGGUUUUUUUUUUUUUUUUUCAGACUGCAAUCGUAAACGUUUCCCGAGCGUCCAGGAAGAUCCAUCAGAACUGCUUUGGUUCAUACACUUUUCAAGUAAAUCAUACACAGAAUAAAGACUGAGGGCCCCAUGCAAUCAACAUAUUUAGGCAGUUUAUGUGUACAAUGGGCAAAAGAUGAUCAACCUUUAUGUUGCAGCGCCACACUGAGGUGAAAGAUGGAUAUUUCAAGACAUGGUUUGUGGAUUGUGAAAGUUGAAAAUACUAGUGGUUUUCCUGAUUUAUCGUUUACUAUUUGUUUAACUAUUACUAUACUAUAACAAUUCACUGUUAAUUGAAAUAAAUCUGCAAUCAAAUAUAAAUAUUAGAUUAUUAAUCUUGAGUGAAAAUGAGAAAUGUUGCCUUGCAAAUUAAUGUAAAUAAAAUAGUUUUAAAAUGACUAAAACUAAAAUAAAAAUAAAUUAAAGCUAAAUAGAAAUUUCAAAAUGAUGAAAGCACAUAAAAUGACUAAAAAUAAACUACUAUUUAACUAAAAUUAAAAUAACAUGAAAAUUAAAAGUUAUAAAUACUAUAAUUUGUAUAUAAACAGUUCUAAAAACCUCAUGCUAUGAAUCUCAUGCUGAUAUCUAGAAAGGUGGACAAUAUGAUGCAGCAGAGAUAUGAUCCACAAAUGAGAUUGCUGGCAGGAAAUUCUUUAAAAAACAAUUGGAAAUCGAAAUUGUUUUUCAGACAUUGACACCAAACUAAACUUGCACAUCUGUCAAUCAGCCAAACUGACAUUGUUGUUGGAUGAUAAUCUCAAAAAUGUCCUGAGAUCUGAUCUAUCACUAGCCUGUUUUGAUUGAAUGAACUGCAAAAUGUAAUUUGAACCUGGCUCUUUAUAUGCAUGACACACCGGCUGCAUGGUGCUGUAUAUUCAUAAUCUCUGUGCCGAACGCAAAAGAAAUUAAUGAAAAAAUACUUCACUGUGUGAAAGACAACAAGUUUUGAGCAUCUCCAUAUCAUUGUGGUAUAAGUACACAGUAAACUGUCCUUACUGUAAGACUACAAAAUCAAUGACUCGCACUGCAUGCUGCCGUUUACAGAAGCCUCAUAAGGUCUCCAGCAUACAGCAUAUCUUUUCAUAAACAUCGAGCCCUGCUUUGUGCAGUUGCCAUUGUCAUGCAUAUGCAGAUUUCAUGUUCACAGAUCAAAUGUGCCAAAUACUACGUGACCAAACCUUGCAGUACUGACUUGUGUUACAAUUUUGAAUGUGGCAGUUUGUGCAUUUAGUAUUUUUAAAUGUUUCUUUAAGAUUCUUUAUGCAGGAUUACCUUAAUUUAUAUUUUUGACAAAAGAAGUCUGUAACAAUAUUUAAAUUUAGUUAAUCAGUUGUUAAGAUCACUUUUAUAUACAAUGUCAGAAAAAAAAACAAAAAAAACAUGCAUACUUAAUUUUAUAGUAAAUGUUUUGUUUUAUUUAUUUAUUUAUUAUUAAUACUUUUAUUUAGCAUGGUACAUAAAAGACAGUAAAGACAUUAUAAUGUUACAAGCUCUUAUUAACUUUCUGUUAAUCAAAGAAUCCUAAAACAUGUAAUUCCACAAAAUAUUAAGCAGGACAACAUUAAUAAGAAGAAGAAAUAGUAAGAAUAUUAAUACGUGUUACCAAUUUGUUUUAUAAUUUAUAAUAAAAAAUAAUAUUUCUUGGUAUUAGAAUGAUUUCUUAGGCGUCGUGUGACACUGAAGCGGUUGAAAAUUAACUUUGCCAUCACAGGAAUAAAUUAUAUUUAAAAAUAUAUUAAAAUAGAAAACAGCUAUUUUACAAGUGAAAAAUAUUUCACGAUAUGGCUGCAUGUUUGACCAAAUAAAUGCAGCCUUGUUGAAAAUAUAAAUCUUAUUGACCCCACAAUUUUGAACAGUAGUGUUCUUCAGUAAAUGCAGGUUUUAUCCAGAAGUUCACCAGCUCAUGCCAUAGUAACAUAUUUUUAAACGGCAUAAAACUUUAGAAGACAAUGCUUGAGGAAACAAAUCAGGCAAAAUGCUAAUAAAAUGUAUUAUAAGUAGGCCAGUUUAAAGUUUCUAGUCAUAGAACACAAGAUUUUUCCCACCUGCCUUCAACUUUCUCAUGUACCAGAUCAAUAUUUUAUUGACUUUAUUUUUGUGACCUUCAUGUAUUGUUGAAAUGUGUAUGUAGAAACCUUGUAAGUUUUGUGUGUUGACAUUGUGAUGCAACUAAGCAAGUUACAUAUCCCAGAAUGUUCUGUUGUGCCGUAGGUCCAAGAAAAUCCUUCGUGCCAGAGCUACGACAAUGUAACAGGCAGCAUGAAGUCUGAAAUGAACGUCCUUGAACUUCUGUAUCUGUAUAUUUGUAUUUAAUGAGCCUUUUCCAAUAAAGUCUGAAAUCUUUGUGUA
Messenger RNA from Carassius gibelio (silver crucian carp), 3998 nucleotides. RefSeq names its product inactive dipeptidyl peptidase 10-like. The record is from RefSeq and is a predicted model, not a curated record. Gene Ontology annotation, molecular function: dipeptidyl-peptidase activity; serine-type peptidase activity. The coding region runs from base 1 to 1470 and encodes 489 amino acids. The transcript has 16 exons. Gene Ontology annotation, biological process: proteolysis. Lineage: Eukaryota; Metazoa; Chordata; Actinopteri; Cypriniformes; Cyprinidae.